Molecule: messenger RNA, 1144 nt
Organism: Ostreococcus lucimarinus CCE9901
Lineage: Eukaryota; Viridiplantae; Chlorophyta; Mamiellophyceae; Mamiellales; Bathycoccaceae
Exons: 1
Coding region: 4-606 (200 amino acids)
Molecular function (GO): methyltransferase activity
Source: RefSeq, a predicted model, not a curated record
CGAAUGGCGUCGCACCGAGACGUCGUGCGCGACGCGUACGCGCGCACCGCCCUGAGCGCGGGGCGCGAGGGAUGCUGCGUCACCCCGCUCGACGCGCGCGUGAAGAUCGGGUACACGCGCGACGAGCUGGCGCUCGCGGGAGGCGCGAAUCUGGGCGUCGGAUGCGGCGCGCCGCAUCAGUUCGCCGAGCUGCAGGCGGGCGAGGCCGUGUGCGAUCUGGGGUGCGGUGCGGGCGUGGACGUCGUGCUCGCGGCGCUGAGCGUCGGCGAGCGCGGCGUCGUCGUCGGGGUGGACAUGACGCCGGAGAUGUUGCGCGAGGCGCGAGCGCGCGCGGCGGAGGCGAGCGAACGCGCGAACGCCGACGGCCGCGAAUGCGCGCGCGCGGAGUUUCGGUUGGGGGAGCUGGAGCGUUUGCCGUGUCGAGACGGCGAGUUCGACGUCGUGAUGUCGAACUGCGUGAUUAAUUUGUGCGAGGAUAAGCGCGCGGCGCUCGCGGAGGCGUUUCGAGCGUUGAAGCCGGGAGGACGGUUGUGCGUGGCGGACGUGGUGAGUCGAGGAAACGCGCUGCCAGAGGCGCUGAAGACGAACGAGGCGCUGGCGUGCUGAGUGUCGGGCGCGCACGAGCAGGACAUUUUGCGGGAUAUGCUGCGAGACGUCGGUUUCGUGCGGGCCGAGAUUCGCGUGAAGGAAGAGUCGCGCGAAUACAUCAAGCACUGGAUGCCGGGUUCGGGGGCGGAAGAUUACGUCGUCGCGGCGGAGGUGGUGGCGCAUAAGCCAGGGACGCUGACGAGCGUCGUCCAGGGCGCGUGCAAGCGCGUGGGUGAAUUGCUGUACGCCGCGUGGUUGGCGCAAGCGCGUCAUCACGCCGCGCACACCGACCACUCCCAGGACGACGACGAGCCCGAAUGCUGCGCGCCGGGUCCGGCGAAAAAGCCGCUUCCCAAGUGCUGACGAUAAUGCACCCCUUCGCGCGCGUCGCGAAGGGGUGAAACGGCUUCUGAAGGCCCUCUCGGACGAUUUGGAGAUUUUCGUGACGAAGCGACGGGUGAAACGGUUUCGCGCCGGCCGUCGCUUCCGACUUUUUUCCAUCGCGAGAACGGUCGCUCAAAGGCUAUGCCAUCGUUCUAAAUGGUGUUACAACAUU